Aureococcus anophagefferens is the source of this 663-nucleotide messenger RNA. RefSeq lists its product as hypothetical. Gene Ontology annotation, biological process: actin cytoskeleton organization. Lineage: Eukaryota; Pelagophyceae; Pelagomonadales; Pelagomonadaceae. Gene Ontology annotation, cellular component: cell projection; cortical actin cytoskeleton; plasma membrane. The record is from RefSeq and is a predicted model, not a curated record. The transcript has a single exon. Gene Ontology annotation, molecular function: actin filament binding. The annotation marks the transcript as partial.
AUGCAGAAGCGGACGUUCACGCGCUACAUCAACUCGAAGCUCAAGGCGCGGAACCUCGUCGUCGGCGACCUCUACGAGGACCUCAAGGACGGGCGCGUGCUCUACAACUUCCUGGAGGUGCUCACGGGCGCGUCGCUGAAGAAGUACGGCAAGUUGAACAGCGGGAAGAUGCGCAUCCAGCACGUCGCGAACAUGAACGUCGUCUUCAAGUUCUUCCCCGACGCGGACGUGAAGCUCGAGAACAUCGGCGUCAUGGACGUCGUCGACGGCACGCCGACGCCGACGCUCGGCCUCAUCUGGUCGAUCAUCGCGUUCUACCUCAUCCGGGACCUCGGCGGCGCGGACGACGACCUGGGCGCCGUGAAGAAGAAGGUACUCAAGUGGGCGAAGAAGAAGGCGAAGACGCACGUGGCCGUGUCCGAUCUGACGCGGUCCUUCGCGGACGGCAAGGCGUUCCUCGCGAUACUCAACGACACGGACGCGGCGGGGUCGCCCUACGACCCCGCGGACGACGCCCGCGCCAACUUCCGCCGGGCCUUCGGGGACGCCGAGGACAAGUACGGCCUGCCGCAGAUGCUCGACCCGGACGACGCGAGCCUCUGGGAGGACGAGAUCUCGAUGCUUACCUAUUUGGCGUCGAUGAUGGACGCGCUCCCGGACAGC